GGCUGUCACAGCAGCGGCACCGCUAGAAGCAAACCCCACUCUCUGCAGCGCUUCACCUUCCCUUGUACCGUCUACAUCCCGCACACAUGGACCUGGAAGUGCUGAUGAGUACGGCGCUCUCGCUUCCCAUCCUCCGCACGUCUGCGCUCUAACUGUGCGCACCCGGACCCGAGCACGUCCCGUAGCCGACCAGAAAGGGACUGAUAUUAUUUUUGCCGUGCGCUGAGGAGACAUCACUGUGUUGGACAGACAGGAGGGAGAGAAGGGAGCAGCAGAGGAGACCACACAGUCGUGACAGCAAAGGCCGUUUCAGGAUAUCGGGCAAGAGAGGAGGGUAGCUUUCCUCCAUUAUGGCGAGUGACUCUCCAGCUCGGAGUCUGGACGAGAUCGACCUAUCCGCUUUGAGGGAUCCCGCUGGCAUCUUUGAGCUCGUCGAGCUGGUGGGAAAUGGCACCUACGGGCAGGUGUACAAGGGUCGCCAUGUUAAGACGGGGCAGCUGGCAGCCAUCAAGGUCAUGGAUGUCACCGGGGAUGAGGAAGAGGAGAUUAAAGCAGAAAUUAACAUGCUGAAGAAGUACAGUCACCAUCGGAACAUCGCCACCUACUACGGGGCUUUCGUCAAGAAAAACCCUCCAGGCGUAGACGACCAGCUAUGGCUCGUCAUGGAGUUCUGUGGAGCUGGCUCGGUGACUGACUUGAUCAAGAACACCAAGGGCAACUCUCUGAAGGAGGAGUGGACUGCUUACAUCUGCCGAGAGAUCCUCAGGGGUCUGACUCAUCUACAUCAGCACAAGGUCAUUCACAGAGACAUCAAGGGACAGAACGUCCUGCUGACUGAGAACGCAGAGGUCAAACUAGUGGACUUUGGCGUUUCGGCUCAGCUGGACAGAACGGUCGGGAGGAGGAACACGUUCAUUGGGACGCCAUAUUGGAUGGCACCAGAGGUCAUCGCCUGUGAUGAGCACCCUGAGGCCACAUAUGACUUCAAGAGCGAUUUAUGGUCCCUGGGAAUCACAGCGAUAGAGAUGGCUGAAGGAGCACCACCACUGUGUGACAUGCACCCAAUGAGAGCCCUCUUCCUCAUUCCACGCAACCCUGCCCCGAGGCUCAAGUCAAAGAAAUGGUCGAAGAAGUUCCAGUCGUUCAUAGAGAGCUGUCUGGUGAAGAACCACGGCCUGAGACCCAGCACGGAGCAGCUCCUCAAGCACCCGUUCAUCAAAGACAUACCCAACGAGAGGCAAAUCCGCAUCCACCUGAAGGACCACAUCGACCGCACCAAGAAGAAGAGAGGAGAGAAGGAUGAGACGGAGUAUGAGUACAGUGGCAGCGAAGAGGAGGACGAAGAAAGAGACAUGGGUGAACCGAGCUCCAUCAUCAACAUUCCCGGGGAGUCUACCCUGAGGCGAGACUUCCUGCGCCUCCAACUGGCCAACAAGGAGCGUUCGGAGGCCCAGCGACGGCAACAGCUGGAGCAGCAGCAGAAUGAAGAGCACAAGCGCUUGCUUUUGGCCGAGAGACAGAAACGCAUCGAGGAGCAGAAAGAGCAGAGGAGGAGGCUGGAAGAGCAGCAGCAACGGGAGCGUGAGCAGAGGAAACAGCAUGAGAGGGAACAGAGGAGACGCUACGAGGAAAUGGAGCAGCUCCGCCGAGAGGAAGAGAGGAGGCAUGCGGAGAGAGAACAGGAGUAUAUCCGUAGACAGCUGGAAGAGGAACAGAGGCAGUUAGAGAUUCUCCAGCAGCAGCUACUACAGGAGCAAGCGUUACUGCUGGAAUACAAGCGUAAGCAGGUUGAGGAGCAGCGGCAGGCAGAGCGGCUACAGAGGCAGCUCCAGCAGGAGAGGGCCUACCUGGUGUCUCUACACCAGCAGCAGCAGCAGCAACAACAGCAGCAGCAGGAGGGAAGGCAAGCAGAGAAGAAACAACUGUACCACUACAAGGAUGUCGUUAAUCCUAAAGACAAGCCUUCUUGGGCUAAAGAGAUGGUGAAGCCGCAGCAACCUGUAAGCUGUCACCCGUCCCGUCCCAAUCUUCAACACCCCCAGCCAUUCAACAAGCCAGCUGCAUCCUCCAUCCCUCAAGGCCAGCCCAGAUUUCAGAGUCCAAAGCAAACCCCAUCCCAUGGUGCCCAACUCCUCUCCAACCAUGUCCCUCAAAUAUGCAUUUCACUAGAUGCAGGGGUACCCUUAGAUCCAGGGUUGAAGAAGGAGAUAAGUCAGCAGGUCAGAGAGUUUAAGGCUCAUAAAGAUGGUCAGAGAGGCCAUAGCCCGGGGCUCAAUCAGGAGCGUAACAAGGCUGUUGGGAAAGUUCCCAACAAGGAACCUAAGGACAUGAAGAAAAAUGUCUCUAGUCAAAAGCCCAGCCCUUCUCCACCUGGGCCUCGUAAUCAAAAGGAGAAGAAUAGGAACAGACCUGUAUCUGACCCCAAUCAGGCAGCCAUCCUGGGGUUAAUGUCUUCAAACCAACAGAAGGCUCCUCAACCGCGUCCUCGGUCUCCAGGAGUGUUCCAGAAACCUACGUUCAUUGUCAACCCACUGGCCAAACUGGUGGAGGAGCGAUCUAAGCUGAACAGACAGAGCUCCCCAGCGCUGCAGCACAAAGUCUCCAACCGCAUCUCCGACCCCUCCCUCCCUCCCCGCUCCGAGUCCUUCAGCAGCGGGGGCAUGCAGCCCGCCCGCACCCCACCCAUCCACCGCUCCAUCGAACCACAGAUGGCCCACCUUGUCCCGGUGAAGACCCACUCCAGCUCCAUGUCCGGCUCCCAGUCUUUGCAGGACCAGACGGGCUCGGCCCUGAGCGAGGUAGUGAGCGCGGGGUCCCCCAGGCCCGAGAUGCCCCGUCAGAACUCAGACCCCACCUCUGAGACCCCGGGACCCCCGCUGCGCGUAGCGGAUCGGGAUCGGGACAGGGAUCGGGACAGAACUGCUUGGCUGAGAGAGGAGGACAUCCCACCCAAGGUCGAGAAUCGCAAUCAGAGAGGACGACUGACGAUAUCUGAUCAUGUCCCCCAAAGGACCACUUCCAUCUCCCCAGCCCUGGUCAGGAAGAACUCCCCUAACGGAGGAGUGGGUCUUGGUCCUCGCACAGGUUCUCAGCUCAUAAGGGCCAGUAACCCAGACCUGCGCCGCUCAGAGCUGUCUCUGGACGCCAUGCUGCAGAGAACUUCCUCCAACUCGUCGUCUUCCUCCUCCCCCUCAUCUCAGGGAGGCUCGGCCGAGAGGAGAGGUCAAAGCAAGCAGGAACGAUCCCCUCCAGGAGCCAACCGAGAGAAAAAGCCCAAGCAGGAGGAUGGUCGUGAAUCAGCCAGGCCCAGCAGACCUGCCAGCUAUAAGAAAGCCAUAGAUGAGGAGGAGCUGGACUUAAAUGCGCUGGCGAAGGAGCUCAGAGAACUCAGAGUAGAGGAGGGCAGCAGGCCUCCAGUCAAGGUGACGGACUACUCGUCUUCCAGCGACGAUACGGAAAGCAGCGACGACGAUGGGGAGGCAGUGGGACACGACGGCACGGUCGCCGUUAGCGACAUCCCUCGCAUAAUGCCAGCAGUGCAGGGCAGUGGUGAGUCGUAUGGAGGGCUAACCGAGGACUCUCUGGGAGAUUCUUAUCAUAGCUCCAAGGACAGCACUCUAGUGAUGAGAGAGGCAGAGGAGAGGAGGAGAGCCGGUCACGGCGAGAGUAACGGGUUCGGGAAUCACGGCAACCACGGUAACCUCCCUGACCUGGUGCAGCAGAGCAACUCUCCGUCAGCCACGCCCACCACAGCCCUGCAGGAGCUGAGCGAGAUGGCCGAGUUUGGUGUGGGCGGCUCCAAAGCUUCAUUCACCCCAUUUGUUGACCCUCGGGUCUAUCAGACUUCUCCAAGCGAAGACGACAAUGAAAACUCAGCAGCAGCCAUGUUCGCCAAUGAGCUGCUGAGGCAGGAGCAGGCCCGGCUAAACGAAGCCAGAAAGAUCUCCGUGGUGAACGUGAACCCCACAAACAUCAGACCCCACAGCGACACGCCGGAGAUCCGCAAAUACAAGAAGCGCUUCAACUCCGAGAUCCUGUGUGCGGCACUCUGGGGUGUCAACCUGCUGGUAGGGACAGAAAACGGUCUAAUGCUGCUCGACCGCAGUGGGCAGGGAAAAGUCUAUAACCUGAUAACCAGACGACGCUUCUUGCAGAUGGAUGUUCUGGAGGGCCUCAAUGUGCUCGUCACCAUAUCAGGGAAAAAGAAUAAGUUGCGCGUCUAUUAUUUGUCGUGGCUGAGGAACAGAAUAUUACACAACGACCCGGAGGUAGAGAAGAAGCAGGGCUGGAUUACUGUUGGAGAGCUGGAGGGCUGCGUGCACUAUAAAGUUGUUAAAUAUGAGAGGAUCAAGUUCCUGGUGAUCGCUCUUAAGAACUCUGUGGAAAUCUACGCCUGGGCUCCGAAACCCUACCACAAGUUCAUGGCCUUUAAGUCAUUCACUGAGUUGCAGCACCGCCCCCAGCUGGUUGAUCUGACGGUGGAGGAAGGUCAGAGGUUAAAGGUCAUCUACGGCUCCAGCGUUGGCUUCCAUGUCAUUGACGUGGACUCGGGCAACCCGUACGACAUCUACAUCCCCUCACAUUGUGGCAAACAGACCAAGAUCCAGAGCCAGGUGACGCCGCAUGCCAUCGUGGUGCUGCCCAAAACCGAUGGAAUGGAAAUGCUGCUGUGUUACGAGGACGAGGGCGUCUACGUCAACACCUACGGCCGAAUCACCAAGGACGUGGUGCUACAAUGGGGAGAGAUGCCUACCUCUGUUGCCUAUAUCCAUUCUAAUCAGAUUAUGGGUUGGGGAGAGAAAGCCAUAGAGAUCCGCUCAGUGGAGACAGGUCAUCUGGAUGGAGUCUUCAUGCACAAGAGAGCCCAGAGACUCAAAUUCCUGUGUGAGCGCAACGACAAGGUAUUCUUUGCAUCCGUGCGUUCGGGAGGUAGCAGCCAAGUCUUCUUCAUGACACUCAACAGAAACUCUAUGAUGAACUGGUGAUGUGUCCCUUCGUCGUCCCGCUCUUCCUCCGUCUCCCGUCGGACCCGGCCUGGCAAAAACCCACCUCGGCCCACCGCACAUGGAACUCACAAACAAAGCCCGACUUGAGGAUCGAGAGGCCACAAAGAGACUAUUUUAACACUGGAGAGACUAAUAUGGUUUAGAGAAAAAAUAAAAAAAUAAACUAUUUUAGAGAAAAACAACUGUGACAAGUUGUAAAUGAAGAUACCUGAAGUUAUCUUAGGUUAAGUCGGGUCAUGCAGAAGCCAUCAACUGACUGGCAGACUGGUGCCACUGGCUUUCCAAAUAUUCUCUUCUUCCCUCUUUCUUCUUCUUCUGUCUCUCUUCUCUCAAAACAGAGCAGUGCAUCCAGCUGUAGAAAUACACUUAACACCUGCCUCUUCACGUCUCCCUUUCGUCUCCUUUUCGUCUUCCUCGUAGAUGAAAUCACUCCGACAAACACGCCGUUCCUCAUUUCCCGUCGGCCGUGUCUGGGCUCAUUCCCAGGGAGGUCGGAGGAGCGACAUAUGAAUACGGUUUAAUCUGAGUUUAAAUAUACAGGGAGAUGACAUAUCUACUCUGGAUGUGGGCGAUGAAUGCCGACAUCCUGAUUGAUUUUCUUUCUCCUCUGUCACUCCGCUCCUCCUCCUCCUCCUCCACCUCCUCCACUCCCUCUGUUCACCAUCUUUUCGGGUUUCCGAGGAAACUCGAUUACGAUCUAGCGUUCGGUCGCAUCUCGCUCUGACGGCAAUGCGGCGAAGACCCUCUGCUGUCAUGUGGGUUUUAACAGUAUGCAAAGAUGCCUACGUCCCUUUAAAAUGACCAAUCCCAUCCCAUCCCAUCCCCUCCUCCUCUUCCCCCUUCCUCCUGGAAUCGCUCCCCACAGAUCAUCACCAUCAUCUCUCUUCACUCUUAAAGUCUUUAAACUCUGAAGGUGCUGCAUCAGAUAUACUGUAAUAUUAAACGAACAACAACAACAGCGAGCUUCAUUCCGCUCACCUCUGUUCUUUUCUGUUUCUGUGGAACAGUUUGGAGUCGGUCAGUCGCUGAAGUGCGACGAGGUGCACGACACAUGUGUGCCUCUGAAAUCAGGCGUGCGUGCGUACGUUUUACUCGCUGAAUCAAAGUGGGACGUUAAAACCGACGUCGGCCAAGAGUCGAGUCGUUCAGUCUGUGCGGGCAAAACCUUUACCUUAAAGCAACACUGAGUGUGUUUGCAUGCGGAUUUUCUGGCGGCGUUGGCGUAUCAGAACUCAUUUAGUGCAUUUAAAAACAGGCAAUAUCAACUGGUUUCUUUCUUCUUCUUCUUCUUUUUUAUCGGUUUCCUUUGGCACAACAUUCACGACGGUGGCUGUCGGAGCACAGGUGCGACGAUGCAUUUACAACAGCUUAACCUGAGUACGACCUCAACGGGAUUUGAGCUACUAUCCCAAAUACUGUGUGUGCAUGUGAAAGCACUCAUUGUUUAAAAACUGUGGCUUCAUUUUGAAUCAUAACCCCUCUCCACCCCCCACCCCACCCACUCCCCGUCCUUCCCGGUUGGUUCUUCUGACUUUGGCUCCCAGCUGUUUGUAGAGUGCCUAGCAUGAUGUACGCAAAACUAUAAACGGAGGCCAAAAGAUUAUUCCUCACAUUGUAACUAAUGUUUUAUUUUAUUAUUUUUUUUUUUUGCCUAAGCGGCAAAACAGGGGAGUAUUGUCAGGGGUGAGGAUAUGUGUGUGUUAUUAUCUAACUUUUAACACGUUGCUGAUGUUAUUCCUCUGAUACAGAUGUGCGUUAACAAGUUUAAGGCCUGAUUUAGUUUUUGAAAGGAGCAACUGAUGACGACUGAUGAAACCUUGCCAUUUCCCUCCCGAUAUUUGUACAGCUCGAUAUCAUCGAUGCGGUUGAUUCUUUAUAACACUACUGAAGGUGGAUUGGUUUCCGCUGCCGCGCCGGAGAGCGACGCAACUGAGCAAUCGGCCGGCACGCCUGGUAUUUAUUGGUGUCCUCUCACCACCUCUCCCUGGUCCAUAUGGGUUAACUUCACUCUUAUAUAAUGCAGUUCUAUAAGUACAUCAGCCUGUGGUCGUCAACCUUAAGGCGGCAGAAAAAAACAACAAUGUAGUUAUCUUUUGAAUCAGGUUUAUUCUGUUUCCGUUGUGUUUUUCUUUCUUUUUUUUUUCUUUUUUUCCACAUCAUGCAGUAGCUGUUCCCGUGCAGCUCUUGAGUUACGUUCACUGAUCUCUGUUAGUUGGGAGCAGGCUUUUAGCAAUAAAAAAAAAAAAAAAAAAUACAAAUAAAAAAAAAAACAGACGAGCUGAAUAAAACAAACGAACACUGUCUUCCCUGUGCAUGAGUGGAUGAGUGCGUGCGUGUGAUUAAUUAUCAGGUGUGAGUGGGGCAUUAUUAUUGUGUUUGUCCAUCAUGGAUUUCACUCUUCCCUUUGGAGAAUGCUGACGGUAGUUACACUGAUGUCUCUCCUUUCAAAGAUGAAACCACUGUAUUCUUUACUCAGUUUAAUUCUUUGUUUUCUUUUUUUUCUUUUUUUUUGAAAGAGCAUUACUAAUGUCCUGUUUUGGGAUUUAUUUGUUUUGUAAAAGAGAUGCUGUAAGGAAGAAAUAAAUGAAACUAGCAUUACA
Messenger RNA from Mugil cephalus (flathead mullet), 7606 nucleotides. It is a transcript of the gene tnika, whose product is annotated as TRAF2 and NCK interacting kinase a. The transcript has 37 exons. Gene Ontology annotation, molecular function: ATP binding; protein kinase activity. The record is from RefSeq and is a predicted model, not a curated record. Gene Ontology annotation, biological process: protein phosphorylation. Bases 351 to 4985 code for a protein of 1544 amino acids. NCBI's taxonomy places the organism in Eukaryota, Metazoa, Chordata, Actinopteri, Mugiliformes, Mugilidae.